UCCACGUGAAGAAAUCGUUGAUGAACGUUAACAAGUGUGUGUGUGAUAUAAGCUCGGUCUUCUUUCCACGUCGUUGUGUUUUCCUUGAUAGAGAAUAUUUGAAUUGAGGAUGUCACAGCUACCUCUUCCAAAUUUUGGAAACUUUCGGCCAGCUUUUAACACUGGUGGAAAUUCAGGGUGGCCGAUGCAAACUGCACCGUCGAUUUUUGGAAGACCACAUAGUUCUUCGAUGAGUUUUUCACCCUUACUGUCUGUUCACUCUUUUCCUGGCUACCCUGGGUGUCACAUCACGCCUGGAAUACGGCCGAACAUACCGUUAUUACGACCUCCCUCUAGCCACGUGGUUUCCCAGGAAAGGAACCCAUCGUUCCAACAACCACAGGCUACCAAUGUCCAGGGAUCAGCAAGCAAAACAACAGAAGAUAGGGAAAAUGUCUCUUUGAGGAAAGAAUUCAGUUGUGAUGCUUGUCAGAAAGAUUUUUCAAGUAAAGAGACUCUGACUGCACAUUUGGGAUCCCACAUUCAGUGUAGUUAUGAAGGGUGCACAUUCAAGGCUGGAAGGAAAGUUGUAAAACUUCAUUGGAUACAGACUCAUGAAACUGGCAGAAUGAGGAUUAAGUUGGAUACCCCAGAGGAAAUAGCAAAGUGGAGAGAAGAAAGAAAAAGGAAGUAUCCCACUCUGGCUAAUGUGCAGAAGAAAAUGGAAGAAGAUGCAAAGAGGAAAGCAUCAGGGCAAGUUUUGAAAACCAAGAAUUUUAGAUACCGCAGAGGCCAGGGUAGAGGAAGAUCAUUUCAGCGAGGUGGUCAGAACCAUUUUAACAACAGACGUCAUCCAAAGAGAUUUCCAAAGGAACUGAAUGGAUUAGAUCACACAGCUGGUGACCAAGCAAAACAACAAUUCAGAGAUGUGAACCAGGAGAAGGUAGCACAACCUUCUAAUAGAUUACACAAUGUUGAAGAUCCACUUUCAUUGGUUCUUGAUGACUGCUUUGAAAAUGAGCCAGGAAAUCAAAUGUGGGAGAGUUUAUCUCAAGAAAGAUUGUUGAAGGAAACAUCAGAUAACUCUGACCCUGCACUUUGUAGUGGAACAUCUGGGAUUUCAGCCCUAAGUUCACUCUGCACAGCAUAUGCCAGUGACUCAGAAGAUGACAAACCAUCAGAGGAAAUAAACAACAACAUAAACACUGCUAGCCUUCCACAAGCAACAAAAACAGAAGAGGGAGCUGCUGUUAAAUGUACAUCUGCUGAUACAAAUGUGAAAAAAGAACAACGUAAAGCAACCAAAAGACGUCACAGAAAAUCAAGAAAAACGUUCUCAAAGGGAAACUCCAACUGUGUAGGAGUAAGGAAGUCAACUUUACUUGAAAAGCUGUUGGCACCAGAUAUUCGACAUGAAAGAAAUGUAAUUCUACAAUGUUUGCGAUACAUUGUAAAAAAACAUUUUUUUGGAGUAGGAGAUACAAGUGUUCCAGAGGAUGUUGUCAAUAAAUGAAAUUGUGAUGAGUGUAAAAAUAAAUUAUAAUUGAAAACAUACUGGUACAUGUACAUACUUUUAUGGACUGUGUUUUUUUGUGAGAUCGAAGAAACAUCAUUGAUAAUUAACUUAAUCAGGUGAUAUGGCAUUAACUUAACAUCCUAGGUAAAAACAACAACAGCUGUUGGCACCAGAUGUUUGACAUGAAAGAAACGUAAUCCUACAGUGUUUGCAAUACAUUGUGAAAGAACAUUUUUUUUUUAAGGAAGGAGAUACAAGUGUUUCAGAGGAUGUAGUCAAUAAAUGAAAUUGUGAUGUAAAAAUAAAUUAUAAUUGAAAACACACUGGUACAUGUACAUACUUUUAUGGACUGUUUUUUGUAAGAUUGAAGAAACAUCAUUGAUAAUUAACUUAAUCAAUUGGUAUGGCAUUAACUUAACAUGCUAGGUAAAAAAAUUAUUACAACUUAAAAGCAACUUCAGUUAAAAAUAUUUUUAUGCACUGGUUACUGCCUAGUAGGAAAAAAAUUCCAACACUUUGUAUGGUGACCACACCUGUACACUGCUAAUUUCCUCAUUAAAGUUGAUAGAUUGCUUGA
Pocillopora verrucosa is the source of this 2072-nucleotide messenger RNA. RefSeq names its product FMR1-interacting protein NUFIP1-like. Gene Ontology annotation, cellular component: nucleus. NCBI's taxonomy places the organism in Eukaryota, Metazoa, Cnidaria, Anthozoa, Scleractinia, Pocilloporidae. Gene Ontology annotation, biological process: box C/D snoRNP assembly. The record is from RefSeq and is a predicted model, not a curated record.